CUCCUAUUAAUAUAACCUGUAGCGUAAACCCUAAACCCAAGCCUCCUCUUCUCCUUAAACCCUAAAUUAUCUACCUCUGCGAAAAUGGCUGUCACUAACAUCAUCAGAAGGACUGCUUCUCAAGUUGUACCCUUGGCUGCUCGGAUGAUCUGUAGAACACAGAGUUACCAUAAUCUAUCCUCUGCUCUCUUAUCCACCGUAGUUAACCGUAGUGCUGCUUCUAGAAACUUCUUUCGGAGCUCAGCACCGUCCACCCUUCAUUUCUAUUCUACCAAGAGGCCCAGUUCUGAUGAAUCACUCCUCAAAGUCCUUCAGUCCGAAAUCCAAUGUGUUGAGGAAUCCGACGUACAAGACGAGGUUGACGAGGCUCCUGAGGGUUUCCCCUUCGAGAUUGAAGAUCAUCCUGGACAACAAACUAUAACAUUGACAAGAGAGUAUCAAGGUGAAUCUAUUAAUGUCGAAGUUCACAUGCCCGACCUUGUUACUGGUGAUGAAGAUGAGAAUGACAACGAUCGUGACCACCCUGAUAACGAAGGGGCCAAUCAGUCCCAAAUUCCUCUAGUUGUUAGGGUGUCUAAGAAGAAUGGGCCAUCUUUGGAGUUUGGUAUCACAUCUUUUGCUGAUGAGAUUGCUAUUGACACUUUGUCAAUCAAAGAUCCUAAUGUUGCUGAGGAUCAGAUUGCUUAUGAAGGACCUGAUUUCACGGAUUUGGAUGAGAACCUCCAAAAGGCUUUCCACAAGUAUCUGGAGAUUAGGGGUAUCAAGCCCAGCACAACCAACUUCUUGCAUGAGUACAUGAUCAACAAGGAUGGCAGAGAAUACAAGAUGUGGCUUAAGAAUCUGAAGAAAUUCAUUGAGGCGUAGGUUCGCAUAAGUUUUUAUUGAUGUUUAUGUUUUAG
Molecule: messenger RNA, 899 nt
Organism: Solanum verrucosum
Lineage: Eukaryota; Viridiplantae; Streptophyta; Magnoliopsida; Solanales; Solanaceae
Exons: 3
Coding region: 85-864 (259 amino acids)
Cellular component (GO): mitochondrial matrix
Source: RefSeq, a predicted model, not a curated record